UCUCUCUCUCUUUUUCUCCUUUUACAGUGUCAUCUCAUCUCAGGCUGGCUCACCACCACUUACCAGAUUGAGUAACAAAACAGCACAACGCAAGCCAAGCCAAAACAAUACAAUACAAAAAUAUCAUCUAUUAACUGAAAACGUAACAUGUUUUUGCUUUUCUCAGACGACUCCCUUCUUCAUUCCUUUCUUCUUCUGUUCUUUAAACCCCCUUAAUAUAUUUAAUCUUCAUAUUCACUCCAUAGACUUACUAUUUCUCCACUUUCCCACUUCCAUUCUCUCAUGUUUUUGUCAAAUUCUUGAUUUUGUUACUACCCUUUUAGUUAAACCAUUUUUUUUCUCCCACUUAUCUAAGGAAGUUUUUUUUCUUUACUUGCUUAGUAAAAGUUUUUGUUUUCCUGCUCUGAGUUUUUACAAAUUUUCUUCUUUUGAGUUUGUAUAAUCUAAGGAUUGAAUUUUUGUUAUAGCUGAAAGUUAAAAAAUGAUUCUUGAACGUUUUCAUUUCUUGGUUUCUUUGUCUGUUCUGGUUCUUGCUUUACAAAUUAAGUGUUGUUUGUGUUCCUACAACCCUCAACCCAUGAAUUGCACGGACGCUACUAGGUUAUGCACAUCUUUUUUGGCGUACGAGAUGAAGCCAAACCAGACUCUGACGGUGAUCCAAAGCAUGUUUGAUGUGUUACCAGGAGAUGUGACUGUGGAGGGAAAUGGUAAUGGUUACAUUUUUGUGAAGAAGAAUUGUUCUUGUUUGUCAACGACAAAGAAUUAUGUAACCAACACAACAUAUACAGUGAAAACCAAUGGAGGGUAUGUGUAUGAUGUGGUUGUGAAUGCAUAUGAUGGGCUUGGUUUCUUGAACAGUACUUCUAGGAUGGCUAGAGUCGGGGCAGUGGUGUCAUUGAGGCUAUUUUGUGGGUGUUCAAGUGGGUUGUGGAAUUACUUGAUGAGUUAUGUGUUGAAAGAGGGGGAUACUUUGCAGUCUCUGUCUAGCAGGUUUGGAAUUAGUAUGGAUAGUAUUGAGCAAGUGAAUGGGAUUGAUAAUCCUAAUAAUGUGACUGUUGGUAAUGUGUACUACCUUCCAUUGAACACAGUUCCCGGCGAACCAUAUCCUGUGGAGAAUGAUAGUCCUCCUGCUCCAGUUCCUGCGCCAUCUGGUGACAAUUUUGAAGCAAGUGAAGUUGAUCAUAAGGAUCAUGUGCCGUAUGUAUGGAUUAUUGGGGGUUUAGUGUCUGGACUCGCUCUAAUUAUAUUGAGCAUAGUUGUUUGUAUCUGCUUAAGGUCAUCAAACUGCUUCACUGAAGCCUGUGGAAAUUCUACUAAGGAUCCCAGUGGCAAGAAUUCCCAUAAGUUUCAUAUUCUUCAGAAGCGUAGUUUCUGUUGUGUUUCAGGAAGGUACGAUGGCAGCAAGUCUGGGGACAAUAAGCAGACUACUGCCGAAGCUAGCCACCUUCCAGUUAUCAUCCCCAAAGCUUUUGGGACUGAUGUAUUUGACAUGGAGAAGCCAGUAGUUUUCACAUAUGAAGACAUUCUUUUCUCAACUGAUGGGUUCUCUGAUUCAAAUCUUCUUGGACAUGGAACAUAUGGUUCUGUGUAUUAUGGCAACCUUCGUAACCAGGAAGUUGCUAUCAAAAGGAUGACUGCUACAAAAACUAAAGAAUUCAUGGCAGAGAUGAAAAUCUUGUGCAAAGUUCAUCACACUAAUCUGGUAGAAUUAAUUGGCUAUGCAGCCACAGACGAUGAGCUCUUUCUUAUUUAUGAAUAUGCCCAAAAGGGUUCACUCAAAAGCCAUUUACAUGACCCUCAGAACAAAGGUCAUCCAUCAUUAUCUUGGACCAUGAGAUUACAGAUUGCACUUGAUGCUGCUAGAGGUCUUGAAUACAUCCAUGAUCACACUAAAACCCAUUAUGUCCAUCGAGAUAUUAAGACAAGCAACAUCUUACUUGAUGAAGCCUUCAGAGCAAAGAUUUCAGAUUUUGGGUUGGCAAAACUUGUUGGAAGAACAAGUGAUGGAGAAGCCACCACAACCAAAGUUGUCGGUACAUUUGGCUAUUUGGCACCAGAAUACUUGAGCGAUGGUCUAGCCACUGCCAAAAGUGACGUAUAUGCAUUUGGUGUUGUUCUUUUUGAGAUAAUAUCGGGGAAGGAGGCCGUUAUACGAACUGAAGGCACGGUGACCAAAAAUCAUGAGAGACGCUCAUUAGCAUCAGUUAUGUUAUCAGUGCUUAGGAACUCACCUGACUCAAUGAGCAUGUCAAGCUUGAAAGAUUAUGUCGACCUGAAUUUGAUGGAUUUGUAUCCUCAUGAUUGUGUAUUCAAGUUGGCCAUGCUUGCGAAGCAAUGCAUCGAUGAGGAUCCUAUCCUUCGUCCGGACAUGAAGCAAGUCGUAAUUUCUCUGUCACAGAUCCUCUUGUCCUCUGUGGAGUGGGAAGCAACUCUUGCUGGGAACAGCCAAGUUUUUAGUGGCCUUGUCCAAGGAAGAUAGAAAUGGAGGCAAUGUCUUUCCUCUCCCCAACUUUAGCAUCCUCAUUUUUUCUUUCUUUCUUUCUUUCUUUACCCCACUUGCUCCUUUUUCAUCUUUAAGCUAUGUGUAUAGUGGCACUUAUUUAAAGCUACCAUCUAGUCUAGUAUAUAGAUUCUUACAAAUUCUUUUUCUUGUUGUUUGUUUGAUGCAUCUCUUUGCAGUUUCAGUUGUGUGGGAAAAUUUUGGCGUAAUUCAAAGUUUCUCCUAAAAUGUAAAACAAUUAAAGUUUUGAUGAUUUUUCAUAGUUUAUGUACAAAUUUAAGAAUUUCAUUA
This is a messenger RNA of Mangifera indica (mango), 2791 nucleotides long. RefSeq names its product lysM domain receptor-like kinase 3. The record is from RefSeq and is a predicted model, not a curated record. Gene Ontology annotation, molecular function: transmembrane receptor protein kinase activity; ATP binding. The transcript is spliced from 11 exons. Lineage: Eukaryota; Viridiplantae; Streptophyta; Magnoliopsida; Sapindales; Anacardiaceae. Gene Ontology annotation, biological process: protein phosphorylation; innate immune response. The coding region runs from base 482 to 2479 and encodes 665 amino acids.